AGCCUGGACAAUCAUCCAUCCAAUCAAUGGCACGUAUGCUACAGGCGGCAGUUGGGCCACCAUCAAAUAUGUAGAAAAAAAGCCUUCAAAUAAAUUCAUUAUUUAGAUGUGUCAAUUGUUUACAAAAUUUUGAAGAAUCAACACCCAUAGACAAAAACGUACAAAUUAAAAAUCUAAGAUAGAUAGAUAGACAACCAGACACACUUGCGGUCGACAUACCUGUAGGCAUGAAAAAGACAUUAAACAGAGAGCAAGCACUAAUAAAGUAAGUUUAUCUGUCAUUGUUUUUGAGUUGUUGUCUGGACUCUAUCAAAAGAAAAACAUAUCUCUGAUUUGCUUGGUGUGUGUUGAUUGAAUUCAGGUCAUUUGUACACAUUAAUCAGCUGCCCAAUAAUGUUAAGUACAUACUUAUAUGAAACAAUAUAUACAUAUAUGUAUAAUAUAUAAUAUAUAUACACACACAUUAAAUAAUAAGCAUCAUUAUUUUCCAGGUCAAGUUAGUAUAUGGUUGAAAAAUUAUUGUUGUGUUGACAUGUGUCAUGAGUCAUCAUCUUCAGCAUCAAAUGCAAUCACAACUUUUAACAACACCAUUAACGGACAGAUCGAAUACUAUUGUUACGCAAUCAUUGGAUACUGAUAUAAUUAUGGGAAAUACAAUGCCAUCAUCGUUUCUUGAAAUGAACUUGUCAUCAACAACAAAUGGUUUAUCGAAUGAUAUAGAGGUGAAUCGUUCUACUCGUAACAGUUUAACAGAUGACAGUAAUCCUAAUAAUAACAAUAGUUCACAAUGUAAAUCACCACUUUGGCUACCACCAGUAACACCGUAUACACUACUUGGCUUAUUAAAACCUCAUUUAACACAAUCAGGUUUAUUGCCAAAUCCAAAUCAUCCUAGUCAACCGGUUGCCCCACCUGCUCCACCUGCGCCUCCGCCUCCCAAUGCAUUUCCAAUUGCACCUUCUGCCCAACAUAAUUCUAUGCAACAAACAAAUCCUGGAACGACAAUGCUAAGUACAAAAUUAUGUGAAGAUUCAAUAAUGGGACAACAGAGUAAUCUGAAAUCAUCACAACAUCACAUUUCAUCAAUGUCUUCUACAUAUCUUUCCGAGCUUUUAAAUCAUCAAUCACAAACAAAUUGUGGGAAGAAUUCAGUGCAUGCUUUAUAUGAGAAAAUAUUAAUCGGUGAACUGGACCAACUGCAUAGAUCCCUUGAACAACGAUGUCUCCUGUCGAAUACAUUUGAUUCUAAUAAUCUGUCAGUCUUAUGUACAGAAGAUGGACGCGAGAAUACGAAUACAACGAUGACAGGAUCAGGAGCAAUGACAUCAGUUGGACUGAAAUCUGGUAGUCAAGCUCUUGGUACAAAUCUACCAGCGUUGACUACAGAUCCAGCGAGAGCAUUACUUAUCGCUGGACAAGUUUGUGAUUGGCCAGGUUGUGGAGCUGUCCUUGGACCAGAUACUUCUUUUAUUGAACAUUUGAAUAGGACUCAUCAAUUAUCGCUACAAGCACUUGCUCAAGUAGAAGUAUGCGCAUCACGUUUAGAGUUGUACUUAAGAACAGUACGUAAGGAAUCCCAACGUUUAAAUGCAAUGGUUCGACAUUUAGUUAGUCGAGCACGUAGUACUACUUCGUCUUGUUCUUCUCCCUUCGAUUGGCCAUCUGUUGGUUCAACUAGUGUUGUUGCUUCUACUGGAAACAAUCCUACUGUCUCUACAUGUGUGCCAAGGUGUACCGCUAAUGUUCAAUCGAUGCUUCCACUAGGUGCAUUUAAUUGGAGCACAAAUAAUGGACAUUUAGAUGCCACAAUCAACUCUAUGGCAAAUGGGACAAUGGAAUUAACUGAGAAGUCAGAUAUAGAAUCAUCCUCAUUAUAUGAAACACAAAAUCAAAGUUUAAAUCCAGUUUAUCGUGGUGAUGGUCUUUUACAAUGUAGUCCAGUGUGUACUACAGCAACUAGUACAGCUGAAUCAUGGUGUACAGAUCAAAUGCUUGUUUCAGAUUGUGCGAUGUCUAUGCUACGUGAUUUACCUUUACAUCAUAGACGAAGCGCAGUGCAUGCACUGGCAUCACGUUGGUCAACUUCAGGUCCUUCAGGGUUAGAUACUUUUGCAUCGAAUGCAUUGACAAGUCAAAUAUCAAAUAACAAUAAUUUAUCCCCUACUCUACCGGUAUUCCCAACUAAUCCUAAUGAUUGUACAUCAGCCUCAUCACCACCAUCAGCAACAUUGAAUUCAACAGAAAAGUUACCUGUUCAACCAUCAUCGAAUUCAUGUCAUCCAGCAUUAAUAGCUAGUGCAGCUGCAGCCUUGUUAUCGAGUGUUUCAAGUCUACAGAAUCAAAUUACCGGUAUGUCAACACAUCCUGCUGCUCCAGCUGCUGGUGGUGUUGGUGGCCAUCAAAUACCAACAACAAUAACAACAACAGACCAGUCAGCAUCCUCUAAUCCUGCUGCUGCUGUUAUGGCAGUUGCUGCGGCUGCAGCUGUUGCUGCUUCCGGUUUAUCCAAUUCUCCACCUAUCUCUUGGCUUCCAAGAACUACGAACAGUAGUGGAGGUGGUGGUGGUGGUGGUGCGACGGCAUUUUUCGACUCUUCUCCCCCGACAAAUCUCAUAACACCAUUUGAUAAAACAGCAAAACAACGUAGAUUCGAUACAAGACCAGAGGAAGUAAGCAGUUUACUAACAAGUGCAACAACAACACCUGCACCUACGCCUACAUCUGCAUUACCAAUACCGCCAACAGUUCCUCUACCAGCAAUGAAGUUACCCAGUGGAACAAAGAGUAGAGAUCAGGCUAAAUUAUCUUUAAAUCAUGAAUUGUCUGGUGGGGAGUUAGAAAAACAGAAUAAAACAACUGACAGUUUGGAAAAAGCCUCUGUUCAUUGCAAUUUACCAGAAGCUAUGGAUACUGACACUUCAAGAACCUGUGACAAUUCUCAUUAUUCUUCCUCACUACCUUCAGUCGGUGGAUUAUCUUCUUCUUCGUCGACGUCAUCAUCAUCAUCAACAUCAUUAGCAGCAGUUGGAGCAGGAGGAGGAGGCUCAACAGGAACAAUAACAACAGCGAUAACAAUAAUUCCAUCUUCAAUAACAGGAUCAAUUAGCAAUACAACAUUAGUAACAACAGCAUUACCGUCAUCCACGUCAUCAUCAGUAUCAGUAUGUUCACCAACAAUUACAACAGCUGUUGUUACUACUACAACAUCAACAUCGUCGACUAAUACUACUAGUACUACAACGAAUACAUCAUUAACUCAAAGACAGUAUUAUCGAUCACAUUGUGCACGUCCAAGAUUUACAUAUGCUACUCUAAUACGUCAAGCAAUAUUAGAAUCACCAGGUCAACAAUUAUCAUUAAGUGCUAUUUAUGUUUGGCUACAAAGAGAAUUUGCCUAUUUUCGACAGAACGAAGCAACGUGGAAAACGUUGGUAUCCCAAUAGCAGUGGAGGAAAACAUCAAGGUUCGGUGAAAUCUGCACGAGUUGAAGCUGUAGCUACAACGGUGAUGCAUCAAAGAGCACACUGACACCCCCUUCACACCCAAUGCAACAAACACAACCAUCAGUAAUAACAACCACAGACACAAUGAUGCUUGUCGAUAUGCAUUCUGCAUCCUUGUCUUCACCAGCUCAUUCAUUAACAACUACAACAGAAUCGAAUAAUCCAUCCAACUCGUCACCGAAAUCAGGCUUCUCUCCAGAAGUAACUACAUCACUUCGCGGAGUUGUCUCGAGUUCGGGGACAACUCCAUC
This is a messenger RNA of Trichobilharzia szidati, 3754 nucleotides long. The record is from the annotation of a GenBank genome assembly. Lineage: Eukaryota; Metazoa; Platyhelminthes; Trematoda; Strigeidida; Schistosomatidae.